This is a messenger RNA of Hemibagrus wyckioides, 1908 nucleotides long. RefSeq names its product carcinoembryonic antigen-related cell adhesion molecule 5-like. The record is from RefSeq and is a predicted model, not a curated record. Gene Ontology annotation, molecular function: transmembrane signaling receptor activity. NCBI's taxonomy places the organism in Eukaryota, Metazoa, Chordata, Actinopteri, Siluriformes, Bagridae. Gene Ontology annotation, biological process: cell surface receptor signaling pathway. Bases 1 to 1908 code for a protein of 635 amino acids. The transcript has 9 exons.
AUGGAGUGUGGGAUUGCUGGUGAGGAGAGCUGUGGAGUGGAGUGUGGGACCUCUGGCAUGGAGACCAGUGUUGUGGAGUGUGGGACUGCUGGUGAGGAGAGCUGUGCCAUGGAGUGUGGGAUCUGUGGUGUGGGACCGCUGCUGAGGAGAGCUGUGGCGUGGAGGAGUCCUAAAGCUGUGGUGUCCAUAACGCCUGAUACACAUGUGUUCACUGGAGAGAUUGUUACACUCAGAUGUGAGAAACAGGGAGGAGGAGACACUCAGUGGACUUACAAAUUCAAUAAAAGUAAAAAAGAACUCUCAAAUGAAGAAGGGAGAUUCUAUGCAGACAGUGCAAGUCAGGUGUUUAGAAUCCAGCAUGUUGAAGACUCUGACAGUGGUACCUACACCUGCAGAGGAAAGGGGAGAGACUCUCAGAGCUCAGAGAUCAGUGAUGCUGUUACACUGACUGUAUCAGCAAAACCCAAACCGACUGUGAGAGUGAAUCCUCAGAGCUCCGUCUACACUGGAGACACCAUCACUCUGAGCUGUGAGCUGCAGCAGGGGACUGGAUGGGAGUUUCAGUGGUACAAAAAUGAUCAGUCAUUACAGAAUCUCAACAGGGAACAAGUGAAAACACUUAAUGCAACAGUCGAUAAUGCAGGAGAAACAGAGUACAAGUGUCGUACUGGCAGGAGAAACUACUACAACUAUCACAACAACUACUACUACUACUACACAGAGUUCAGUGAUUCUGUCAGAAUUACAGUGAGAGUAAGACCUAAACCAGUGGCAACCAUAAAUCCUGAUAAUCAGGUGUUCAGUGGAGAGACCGUCACUCUGAGAUGUGACAUACAGGAUGAAAGUGUCUCUAGCUGGCAGUACAGCUGGUAUAAAGAUGCUUCACACAGUCCUGUCAGUAGUGGACAGGUGUACAGAAUCAGUGGUGUUGAAGUGACCCACACAGGUAAAUACACCUGUAGAGGAGCAGAGAGAGGAGGUUCACGCUCCUCACACUCCAGUGAUGCUGUUACACUGACUGUAUCAGCAAAACCCAAAGCGACUGUGAGAGUGAAUCCUCAGAGCUCCGUCUACACUGGAGACACCGUCACUCUGAGCUGUGAGCUGCAGCAGGAGACUGGAUGGGGGUUUCAGUGGUACAAAAAUAAUCAGCUGUUACAGAAUCUGAACAGUAAACAAGAGAACACACUUAAAGUGACAGUCGAUAAUGCAGGAGAAACAGAGUACAAGUGUAAGGGAUUCAGAAGAAACUACUACACACAGUUCAGUGAUUCUGUCAAGAUUACAGUGAGAGCAAGACCUAAACCAGUGGCAACCGUAGAUCCUGAUAAUCAGGUGUUGAGUGGAGAGACCGUCACUCUGAGAUGUGACAUACAGGAUGAAAGUGUCUCUAGCUGGCAGUACAGCUGGUAUAAAGAUGCUUCACACAGUCCUGUCAGUAGUGGACAGGUGUACAGAAUCAGUGGUGUUGAAGUGACCCACACAGGUAAAUACACCUGUAGAGGAGCAGAGAGAGGAGGUUCACGCUCCUCACACUCCAGUGAUGCUGUUACACUGACUGCAAGACCUAAACCAGUGGCAUCCAUAGAUCCUGAUAAUCAGGUGUUCAGUGGAGAGACCGUCACUCUGAGAUGUGACAUACAGGAUGAAAGUGUCUCUAGCUGGCAGUACAGCUGGUAUAAAGAUGCUUCACACAGUCCUGUCAGUAGUGGACAGGUGUACAGAAUCAGUGGUGUUGAAGUGACCCACACAGGUGUAGAAGCUCCAUUCUCAGUGCUCAUGCUGAUCUGUAGUGUGGUGACGGUCUCUCCGUAUCUGCUGGUGACCAUCAUUCUGCUGCUCAUAUGUUACAGAGCUCGAGCUCACACUGAUGAAGACAGAAUUGAGAAUGCCGCCAUAGAGGAGUGA